Messenger RNA from Morus notabilis, 1653 nucleotides. Its product is annotated as STOREKEEPER protein. Bases 86 to 1369 code for a protein of 427 amino acids. NCBI's taxonomy places the organism in Eukaryota, Viridiplantae, Streptophyta, Magnoliopsida, Rosales, Moraceae. The transcript has a single exon. Gene Ontology annotation, cellular component: nucleus. The record is from RefSeq and is a predicted model, not a curated record. Gene Ontology annotation, biological process: regulation of DNA-templated transcription.
CGUGUCCGACUCAUCCUUCUCACGUUUCAGCUUCUUGUUCCUCAAAGCUCCUCUUUUCUUACUCUUACUCUGAUCGGCUUUCUCAAUGGCUCCGAAACGCCUCUUUGAGAAACCCCCGCCUGCCGAUUCCUCGUUGGAGGACGAAUACGAAAGCGAUCCCGCCGACAACGAGGAAAAAAACGGAAAAGGCAACGAAAACGGCUCCGCAGGAGCCGAUGAUGAGGAAGAAAAAUCUGGAGGCGACGAAGCAGAAGAAGAUGAAUCUCCUGUGAAGAAGCCCACAGUUUCGAAGUCCGACGACUCCGGGUCCGGUUCGGAUACGGAAUCGGACGACACUCCUCCGUCGCCGUCUCUGUCGGGCUUCACGAUCAAGCCCAUCGUGUCCAGGCCCAUGGACGACACCGCCGACAAGCACAAGAAGAAAUCCUCGGUGAGGCCCAACAAGCGCGCUACGGAGUCGGAGGAUCCGGAGAGCGAGACCAGCGAGAAGGACUCCAAGCGCAAGAAGAAGAGGAAGGUGACCUCCGCCUCCGCCUCCGUCACCGCUUCCAAAGGCGGCGGAGACGAGGAGGAUUCGAAGAAGUCGUUGGGAUUUGCGCGGGUGUGGAGCGAGGACGACGAGAUCGCCGUCCUCAAAGGGAUGACCGAUUACAAGGCCAAGAAGGGCGCUGAUCCCUACGCCGACAUGGGGGCUUUCCAUGAUUUCAUCAAGAAGAGCUUAAACGCCGACGUUUCGAAGAGCCAACUGGUGGAUAAGAUCAGGAGGCUUAAGAAGAAGUAUCUCAACAACGCCGCCAAGGGCGAGAACGACGAAGACCCCGUCUUCUCGAAGCCCCAUGAGCUCCUGUCCUUCAAGCUCUCGAAGAAGAUUUGGGGAAUUGGGGCUAACAAAAGCCCUAAUGGCAAUAAUGUCGAAGACAGCGAUUUGAAGAGCAGAAGUAGAUUGAAGACGCCAGUGCCGAGCACGCCGGUGAGUAAGAGCACCACGACAGUCCUGGCUUUGCCGAACAAGGAAAUGUCUGUGAAGAAAGAGAAGAAGAAGAGGGAGCAAGUGGAGGCUAAUGGUAAGGUGAGGGUUGAAAAGGAGGAGGAAGAUGAAGAUGAAGAAGAAGAAGAAGAAGCAGACGAAGAGGGAGAGGAAGAAGAAGAGUUCUGGGAUAAAUAUCCUCACUUGAACAAGUCUCUGGAAUCAUGUUUUUCUUCCGAGUUUAAGAUAUCUUUGCCAUUGGUUGAGACUUCGAAAUUGGAGAAGAUUGAUAAGAAGUGGAGAGAGUUGCAGAUUGAAGAACUGGGGCUUUUCGUUCGUAAAGCUCAUCUGAGUCAAGAACAGGCUGAACUGGUUUUGGGCGUUCUGAAGAGGUCCGUAUGAAGUUGGUAAAGAAAAGUUUCUCGCUUCUGUUUUUUUGGUUAAUUUUCUUGAAACAGGGGAAAUAUUUUGGUUGAUGGAUUACUAUUGCUGGUUUUAUACUUGGGAAAGGUUGUUUUCCUUUGGGUUUAAUCUAAGGUUUUUAUUAUUUUUUUUCAAGUACUAAAAUUUUGUUGAUGACUAUGUAAUACUCAUCUGAUGCCAUAGUAUGUGGACUUUUGUUUCUGUGGAUUACUCUACAUUUUGGAUUCCUAAAUUAAUAUAUGCAAGUCUUUUUCUUAUGUAUC